Messenger RNA from Pseudophryne corroboree (corroboree frog), 5371 nucleotides. RefSeq names its product kinesin family member 15 (gene KIF15). The record is from RefSeq and is a predicted model, not a curated record. The coding region runs from base 116 to 4276 and encodes 1386 amino acids. NCBI's taxonomy places the organism in Eukaryota, Metazoa, Chordata, Amphibia, Anura, Myobatrachidae. Gene Ontology annotation, biological process: microtubule-based movement. The transcript has 35 exons. Gene Ontology annotation, molecular function: microtubule motor activity; ATP binding; microtubule binding.
GGCUGAGUGUUACCUUCACUUAAGCGCCAAAUUUGAAGUUUCCGCCAUUUUGGUUGUGGACGGAGGUGACAGGCAAAUCCAUAGACCGGGAUUAAGUCACGGAAGGGCAAUAACUAUGGCACCGGGCACACAGGGUGACCCAGUUGAUGUUACUUCAGGUUUAUCAAGUCCUGAAGGUGAUGCCAUAAAAGUCUUUGUGAGAAUUCGGCCCCCUGUAGAAGGAAGUCAAGUUGCCAGUGAUGGGGAUCAGGCACUUUGUCUCUCCGUUUUGUCUUCCAACACAAUCCGUCUGCAUUCUAAACCUGAGCCGAAAAUUUUUACGUUUGAUCAUGUGGCAAAUGUGGAUGCAACUCAGGAAUCCGUGUUUUCAAGUGUGGCAAAAAACAUUGUGGAAUCCUGCAUGAAUGGCUACAAUGGAACAAUCUUUGCUUAUGGCCAGACUGGUUCAGGCAAGACCUUUACGAUGCUGGGACCAUCCGAUUCUGAUAAUUUUACUCAUAACUUGAGAGGGGUUAUUCCUAGGAGCUUUGAAUAUCUGUUUUUCUUAAUCAAUCGUGAAAAGGAAAAGGCUGGUGAUGGGAAAAGCUUCUUGUGUAAAUGUUCAUUUAUUGAAAUCUACAAUGAACAGAUAUUUGACUUGCUAGAGUCUGCGUCAGCCGUCCUCUUGCUCAGGGAACAUAUAAAGAAGGGAGUCUUUGUUGUGGGCGCUAUAGAGCAGGUUGUGACCUCUGCUGCUGAGGCAUAUCAGGUUCUCUCUACUGGGUGGCGAAACAGACGAGUGGCCUCAACAUCAAUGAACAGAGAGUCCUCAAGAUCUCAUGCUGUGUUCACAGUCACUAUUGAAUCAAUGGAGAAGAUAAAUGAAAUCGUGAACAUUAGGUCUUCGCAACUUAAUCUUGUCGACCUUGCAGGAUCGGAGAGGCAAAAAGACACGCACACUGAUGGCGUGAGACUAAAGGAAGCUGGCAGCAUAAACAGAUCAUUGAGCUGCCUGGGUCAGGUGAUAACAGCCUUGAUGGACGUGGCUAAUGGCAGACAAAGACACAUCUGUUACAGAGACUCCAAACUUACAUUCUUGUUACGGGAUUCACUUGGAGGUAAUGCAAAAACAUUUAUCAUCGCAAAUGUUCACCCUGGAUCCAGGAGUUUUGGGGAAACAUUAUCCACUCUUCAGUUUGCACAGCGGGCAAAGCUAAUUAAAAACAAGGCUGUAGUUAAUGAAGACACCCAAGGGAAUGUGAGUCAGCUGCAAGCAGAGGUGAAGAAAUUGAAGGAACAGCUUUCUCAGCUUCUUUCCGGACAGAUGCCACAGGAUAUUUCUAUUGCCAGAGCACCGUCUAUUGAUGACAAUUUUACAGACUACAUGAAUAACUUUUUAGAGGCUAUGAUGCUCUUGGAAAAGUCGGACACUGAAAAAAAGACUCUAUUGCAAAAAGUAGCCCAGCUUGAAGAUCUCUGCAACAAGAAAGAAAAAUUCAUCCAGUCAAACAAAAUGAUAGUGAAAUUCAGAGAAGAUCGCAUUGCCCGACUUGAGAAGGCUCACAAAGAAGGUCGAAAUUCAUUGUCAAAUAAUGAACAGGAUGACCUCAUAGUAGAGCUGAAGGAAGAACUGCUUGUUUUAAAAGAACAGGUUGAUCACCACCCUCGUGUAACCAAGUAUGCACUGGAAAACUAUAAUCUCAGAGAGGAGAAUAAACGCCUCCUUUCCCUUCAGUCAGUGAAACGAGCACAUGAAAUUAACAAUUAUAUGAUGGCAGAUCUUGAGCGAGCUUUCUUGGAAGCCACUGCAUUGUUAAAGAAUAAUGGAGUUGUACCAAUGCACUCCACACCAAUACAUCCAGAUAACAAUUUGGUUUCUACCGCAAAGCUGCAGGAUAAGUUGUUACAGGUUCAAAGUGAGCUGGCUACUGCAAUGCAAGAAUAUGAGGAAUUCAAAGAGCUGACAAAAAAGAAGCAAGUUGAGCAAGAAUCAGAACUUCAGUCUUUGCUCAAAUCCAACAAUCAUCUUGAAAAUAUUUUGGAGGCUAUACAAGCUCACAAGAGGCAUGAAGUGUCUCAGUUGAAUAAAAUGCACGUAGAAACAAUAAAGAACAUGACUACUCCGACAAGAGCAUAUAACUUGAGGUCUCGACUUGUGCCUCAGCUCAGCCCAGAUUGUGAGCAAAAUGAGUUUCCCAGUACCCCCAAGUCAGGGGAGCAUCAUGUCAAUUUAAUUAAUGAACCUAUCCCUCCAGAAAUGAGUGAGCAAGCUUAUGAAGCUAUUGCUGAGGAACUACAAAUGGUGCAGGAGCAAGUAACAGCUCUGCAAGAAAAACUUGAUGAAGAAGAGAGUAAAAACUUGAAGCUGCAACAGCAAGUGAACAAGAUGGAGCAUCAUUCAUCUCAGAUGCAAGAGCUUUUCUCUUCAGAAAGGACCAGCUGGAACAUCAAGCAUCAGGAGCUUCUUCAACAAAUUAAUAUUUAUGAAAAACAACAACAAGACUUUAAGAUUAGGGAGGAUGUGUUGAAGAGUGAGGUCCAUGAUCUGCGAGUGGUGCUGCAGUCUGCAGAUCGUGAACUUCGGACAGUGAAGAAUGAGUAUAGCUUGUUUAAAGAUAAACAAGACAAGGAGAUGACUCUGCUAUCUGACCGACAUAUCAAUGUGCAGCUACAACUAGAUAAUGUCAGGCUGGAGCAUGAAACUUUAUUAGAGGAGAAGCGAUCUCUCCAAGAUGCCUAUGAUAACCUGGAAGAGGUGAUGAAAUUUGAGACUGAUCAACUAAAACAAGAAUUUAUUGGCAGCAAACAGGAGAAUGAGACUCUGAAAGCUGAACUUAGUAAUCUUUUGGAGCUUUUAGAAACCGAAAAGGAACACAGACAAAACCUGAAGUUUCAGCUGGAGGAGGACAAAGAGAACAACUCUAAAGAGCUUCUGAAAGUUCUAGAGGAGAAUGUGAAUCUCAAGAAACAGUACUCAGAUCUGGUGACAAAGUGUGAACUGCAGGUCACAGAGCUUCAAUCGCUUAAACUCCAUUUAACUUAUUCCAAAGAGACUAUAUCUGAAUUGGAAAAGAAAAGUUCUUUGGAUAAGGAGAUCAUGAGUGACCUUAUGAACCAAAUCCAAGGUUUGAGGACAACCAUCAUGCACAAAACGGAGUCUAUAGAUGUACUUACAAGGGAGCUGGAAGACCUCCAUAGUAAAUACAGUUCUUCAUUGUCUGCAAAAGAAGAAAGCAAAACACUUCUAGAACAACAAGAAAAACUAAUUGACGAUCUGAAAGAGAGCUUGGAAAGGAAACGGUCCGCUGACACCAUUGAGAGAGAGCUCUUAUGCGAUGAUUUGCUUCAUGCAACUGAACAGCUUGGCAAGUUAACGGAAGCCUUUAACAAGCAGGAGGCCUUGCUUAAAGACCAGAAGGAAGAGUUGCUCAAAAAAGAACAAUUAAUUGCAGACCUGACUAACCAGUUAAAACAGGGCCUUGACAUCACUAACAGUGAGGAUGAAGGAGUAAAGAUGACAAACAGCAACGGGGGUUCUCCUAUGCUGCUGCAGACCCCUAAAACACCAAUGGCAAAUCCAUUUGAAUCUGAACUGUCACAUUGCUUAAAUAAAAAUUCCCUAUUGGAACACCUUGUAUCUGAACUAAAUGAAGAACGAAUGACUAAAAAUGAAGAAAUAAUCAGGCUUAAGACCCAGUUGUGUGAAACAGAAAAUCUACGCCUUGAGAUCCAAAACUUGCAGGGACUGUGCAGGGACUUAAAAAAUCAGCUGGACAACAGAGAAAAAGGAGAGCAGACAUGCAAAGAGCAUAAACAAUCUGAUAUGCUGGAGCUGAAAAGAGAAAUAGAAAAGGAAGUUUGUGAACGAAUGGAAAAGGGUAAAGCAACUGAGCAACUCCUGAAAGUGCAGUCAGAGUUAGAGGAGGUAAGAAACUUGCUCCAAAGUAAAGAACAUUCCCUGAGUGAGUUACACAAUGAAAUUGAGCGUACAAGAGCUUUAGAGACCAAGGCCUUCAAAGAAAAAGAGGAAAUACGUUCAUUAUUGGAAGCAAAAAAUGAGGAGACCGAAAAAAAAUUACAGGAGGCAGAGCUGCAGAGAAAGCAAAUUGCUUUUCUUGUGGAGGAGAAUGGGAAACUACUGGGCCACCAAAACCCGCAGCAGAAAAUUCAGUAUCUAGUGAAGCUUAAAAAGGAGAACAACAAACUAGUGGAGGAGAUUAACAAGCUGCGAGCAGAGAAAAUUUUACUCACAGAAGGCAAAAAACUUGAUCACUGUUCUGACGCUUGUUAUGAAUAGUAGCAUGAAAGCGACAAAACUCUAAAUAUAUGGAAAGGAGACGCCAUUUUAAUGUUAUAACUGCAGUGUUUCAAAAAUGCUUGAAUGCCUGUUAGAUAGGCGGAGCAAAUCUCCAUACUAUUUAGCAUCUUGUCAAGUGAUUUCUCAUCUAACGUACUCGUCUAGAAAAUGUGGUUUAUUUUAAAACAUAAAGGUACAUUAGCAGGUGAUUGAAAGGUAGCGCCACCCAAAAUAAAAAAUAUAGCUUUAUUUGGAGUUCAAUGAGAUGAUAAAAAAAAAAACUAUCAAUAAUGUUGAAAUCUCACCCAAAGCUGCUAAUAAAGUGUCGGGUGGAGCGAUCAUUUAUAUUAAAACAUGUCACAUUUUCACUGCCAUCAAUGUUAUUGCAUUAAUUAGGAUGUUUUUUUUUGUUUUUUUCUUUUCUUAGUAUUUUGUUUUAUUACACCCGUGCUGUCAGUGUAAGUUCAUUCCAGAAUGUUGUAUCAUGUUUAAUUACUGUCCCUCCAUUUAAACAUUUUGAAUGUGUUCAGCUCCAUGCAGUUGCCUAUGUACUAACUUUGUUAGUACAUAUAGACUGGCAAACAUACAGAUAUUUCUUUUUUCUUUUCUUUUUUUCUUUUUUAAAUUGCUAACUUUAGAAUGAAAAUAUUUGAGCAAAUAUUUCUACCCUAUAAAGUAUAUAAAACCUUUACUAUUUUCCUAUUACAAUUUCUGUAGCUAUAAGAUUGUAUAGAUAUUGUAUCUAUUGUAAGUUUUAUAUAAGCAUAUUGGUGGCAGCUUAUCUGAAAUGAUGUAGAAAUGUAAAUAUUUGUCUUGUCUUUUUCCUUGUAACAUAUAAAUGUAUAAUGAAUUGUGUACACAUUGUGUGUGUCUUUGGUGUUAUCUGACUGUGAGUUGAUCAGAAGUUUAGUCCCAAAAAAUGAAUCUGCCUCAUAUAACAAAUGCUAGUUAAAGACUUCUGUUUUGAGAAACUUUGUGUGUGACCUAAAAUGAUCAAAGUUUAAAGUUUUAGUGUACCAACAAAUAAACAAGUAUGUAUGUUUCUUGAUAUUUUCCUUUUUGAGUUGAAGGUAAAUAAAGAUUCUCUCUGAAUUA